ACCACUCAAGUGGACAUUACCAGAGGCCCUUCAUUACAAAAAGUAUUCCUCCGUUUGGAGUUACGGAGUCCUACUGUUUGAAAUAUGGAGUCUUGGCUGCAAGCCAUUUGAAGGAGUAACCAACAUGGAGGUGAUUCAUAAGUUAUCGAACGACUCUAGACUCUCGCCACCCCUGGAUAUACUAGAGCCAUUUAUAAGCUCAUGAUAGGCUGCUGGCAUUCUGACUUCAAGUUGAGGCCGACAUUUGGCCAGAUACUUAUGUAUUAUAGUCAACCUCUGUCAGAGCUUUUAAAGUGGGACCAGAAAGAUGUCGCAGUGGACACCCAAGCGACAGUACUUGGUGCCCCAUUAACAGUCGGAUUUGACUUAUAUAUACUAACUUACAGAGUGUGUAACCCUGACUUUAAUGAUUUAGGCUGUAUAAGAAUAAUUAUCCAGUCAUAUAGAAUGACUAUGCUCUUCAAAUAUGAAGUCUUUGUGACUAGCGUGUACUUGAGUGUGGUAACUUGUUUGGUGCUUUGCUCGGAGCAUCAAGCUGUGGUUUAUGUGGACACAGUCAACGGUGUGGACAACAGUAGUUGUCGGCUUGGUGAGAUAGAACUACCUUGCAAAUCGUUAUCAUUUGCCAGCAAUGGAAGACCUGAAACUCUUUUAGCAGAGUUAAAACGAACAUCUCAUCAGUUGCAUGUCACAUUGCAACAUCAUACCUGUACUGAAUAA
This is a messenger RNA of Halichondria panicea, 720 nucleotides long. RefSeq lists its product as uncharacterized. The record is from RefSeq and is a predicted model, not a curated record. Bases 202 to 720 code for a protein of 172 amino acids. The transcript has 6 exons. NCBI's taxonomy places the organism in Eukaryota, Metazoa, Porifera, Demospongiae, Suberitida, Halichondriidae.